UUGUACCGAGUCUGACUCAAUUCGUCCCUACUUUCGAAAUAAAGGUAAUGAACAACAAUUAACUCUUUUCUUACGUCGCAAGCGAUGACGCGCAGAGUAUGAACUUUGUGCGACGGUACAAGAAGAAAUCAGAUGCCGGAGCGUCACCUGCGCGUCUGAAUAAAACGCGAACAGCGAUGCGUAAAAGCGCGCAGUGCCAACAAAAUGCGCGGACUGCGGUUUCGCCGCGAGUAACGUGAUUUCGGUAAUGUGGACGGCGCUGGAUUUAGAGGAUAUUGGGUGAUGAAAAUCGCCCUCCUUUGUUCGAGCAGAUGCAGGUCUGACGUGUUCCCGUGGGAUUUUCAGUCGCUGUUCAAACCCCGUGGCGUGUCGGUCUGAAUCUCUCUUUCUCUCUCUCUCUCUCUUUCAAUGCUGCUAUGGCCUCCUGCAUGCGUCAACACUGUGAUCUGAUUCCUCUUCACAUGCUGCUGCUCCUCUCAGCGCUGCUCCUGUUCGUGAGGUCUGAUUCGGCGGAUAACUGUUGCUCAUCCACUCUCAUCUCCACAUGUGAUGACUGUCUGAAAUGCGGCCCUGAAUGCGCCUGGUGCUCUCAAGAGAGGUUUCUGGAUGGGGCACAUGUAAGCCAGAGGUGUGGAUCUGUUUCCGACCUGCGAGACAGGGGUUGUGAGUUGGACUUUAUUGAGAUCCCAAAUGUGAAAGUGGAGGUAAACGCCACCAUCAGCAGCUCACAGGUGGCACCCAGAGAGAUUACCAUCCACCUACAUUCAGGGAGCGAGGCAAGCUUUGUGAUAGAGGUAAAGCAGUUAGAACGGUACCCAGUGGAUCUGUACUAUCUAGUGGACGUCUCAGCCUCCAUGCAGGAUAACUUGGACCAAUUGAAGACUGUGGGUCUGGCUCUGUCUCACCAAAUGAAAGAACAUUCCAGAGAUUUUAGGGUUGGUUUUGGGUCUUUUGUGGAUAAACCGGUGUCUCCGUACAUCGAUGUGCACCCCUCAAAACUUGUAAACCCUUGCAGUGAAUAUGAGGUGCACUGCAGGCCUGCUCAUGGUUUCAUCCAUGUCCUCCCCAUCACGAAGAACAUGACAGAGUUCACGCGUGUCAUUCAGGAGCAGAGGAUCUCUGUGAACCUGGACACACCUGAAGGCGGAUUCGAUGCCAUGCUGCAGGCAACCGUUUGCAAGAAGGACAUUGGAUGGCGACCAGAAGCCAAGCAUCUGCUAUUGGUUAUGACAGACCAGCCUUCUCAUCUGGCUUUGGACAGUAAACUGGCUGGUAUUGUGGUACCUCAUGAUGGGCGCUGCCACCUAGAGGACAAUAUCUACUCGCAGACCACUACCAUGGACCACCCAACGAUUGGUCAACUGGCAGAUAAACUUCUAGAGAACAACGUAAACUCCAUCUUUGCAGUGGACCAGGUGCAAUUUCAGUGGUAUGAGGAUCUCUUAGACUUGAUUCCAGGAAGUUAUGUGGGUCGACUGUUCCCUAAAUCAUCAAAUCUUAAAGAUUUAGUGGUGCAUGCCUACAAGAAGCUGCUAUCUGAUGUGGAAUUGCAGAUCAGGGUGGAGGACAGCCAAGCUCAUCGGUUCCGGGUCAACGUAACAGCUUUUUGCCCCAACGGAUCCUCUGUUUUUGGAAACACUAAAUGUUCCAGCGUUCAGCCCAAACAAACAGUCUCCUUCAAGGUCACAGUCGGCAUGACCUCUUGCCCGGCAGAUGGUACAAAUCAGGAGGUGUUGAUAACCAUGAGGCCUGUCGGAUUUAACGAGUCUGUUACCGUACGAGUCCAACAGAUGUGUGGGUGUACCUGCACAAAGAAGGGCCUUUGUCAUGAUGACCUGAAUCCCUCGCCUUGCUCUGCAGAGACGGGCACGAGUUCAACGGAUGAUUGUAGAGAGGACGGAACCAAACCAGUCUGCAGCGGAAGAGGAACUUGUCGAUGUGGGACGUGUGUGUGUGAUUCUAGCAGACUCGGGACCGUCUACGGAAAGUUCUGUGAGAUGGACGACUUUUCGUGUCCGUACGAGAGAGGCCUGGUGUGUGGAGGGCACGGGCGGUGUGUUUCAGGUGAAUGUGUGUGUCUCCACGGCUGGACGGGUGAGACCUGUGACUGUCCCGUGUCCACAGAAACCUGUGUGUCAGACGACGGAUUGAUUUGCGGCGGUCAGGGAAAGUGUGUGUGUGGCAAGUGUGUGUGUGAUGAGCCCCAACACUCUGGAACGUUCUGUGAGAAGUGUACCGUCUGCUACAGUUCCUGUCAAUCACACUGGAGUUGUGUGAACUGUCAUCUGACUAAUGGACUUGAAUCAGAUGGUUUUCAGCUUUGUAAUCACAGCUGCACAUCAUUAGUGGAUUAUGUCGAUGACAUCACAGAGUUGGUGAGAGGGAAGUACUGCCUGUAUCCCAUCACUGAUAAGUGUCAGUACCGCUUUCUCAUGGAUUUGGCAUCAGAUCGGCCUCAGCUGCACAUUAGCAGACAUCCUGUGUGUGUUUGGAGUCACCGUUCCUGUAAGAUGUUCCUCAGUGUUUUUCUCCUGACGGUGAUGUUGGGUAUCUGCAUGCUGGCCGGGGUCAGACAACUACUGAGAAAUAGAAACUGUUCAUGGCCGACAAACCCCAACCAACAGUUUGAAGAAAGCCAAAAGGAUUCAGCAUACGUCUCCACGACCAAUGAAAAAACAAUAACAUACCGGGGGGACCAGCUCCCGAACCACCUGGUGGAAAUGCAGUCACACGUGCCCAAGAUGCCACUGAGGGACGCCUGGCAGUGACGGGGGUCAAAGGUCACUCCAGAAAUGCAUUCUGUUUUUUUCUCGAUUUCCAAAGCACUUACUUUGCGAGAGCAGCAUCCUGUGUGGUUUUGUUAGGGCGCUUUUCCAUGUUGAGUUGUUUAAUUUAUUAUGUUAAGUGGCAUUAAAUUUCUGUCGUCCUGACUCCACACAGGAGGUAAAUUAAAAGAGAGGCAGUACGUAAACAUACAUAUACAGUAUACGUGAAUGAACCUCACUGAUAUGGUUUAGACACGUUCACCUCAAAACACUCGGCCAGUAACCUCCAAUAAUGUGUAUAAUUUAGAUACAGUGUAUGUAUGCGAGAGUGAGUUUGUGAUAUGUUUAUUUGUUUUAUUUUUAGUUGGCAAUACACUACAGACUUGCUAUGUUUGGAAUAGCAUACUUCCAUACUACUCAUACUGUUUUUGCUAUAUGUAUAGUGUGCACAGUAUGCAGAUUUUCUGUAUACAUUGAACACCAUGGAAUAGCAUAUCAGCCAUGAUUUUUAUCCCUUUUUUUAUCGUUAUUGGGUUGGGCUCCAAAAAGUUAAUUUUUUUAAAGUUUUAAUUUAUGCUUAAAUAACUUUUAAAAAGAUUUAAUCUUACCUAAAUUUGAAUUAAAAAUGCUAGAUAGUAUUUUUAUUACCAAAAUGAUAAUUGGACGUCACUUGCAGAAAUAAACAUAACGUAAUGAGUUCCUGUGACAACAAUUUAUCAUACUGCUGUUUGAACCAUUUAUCAGAGCAUACUGUUUUACAUGCUGUUUGUUUUUUUAAUAGUGUACAGUAUGCUGUGUAGCAUGCAGUAUGCUUCUGUUCUAUUCCAAACAUCUUUAUUUCUGAGAUGACUAGAUGUCACUCGCUAAAUUAAUCAUGCAACAUAGUGAGGCGUUUAUUGCUGCAUACUGCAUACUUUUUCAUAUACUGUUAUACAGCAUAGUAUGCCUAAGCAGUAUAGUAGUCCAUUCUGAUCAUAACCUUUAGUAAACCCCUGUCCUGCUAACUAAUAUUAGUAUGCCACCUAGUGUUCAACACGUGCAUAAUCAUUCCUAGCAACUUUCUGAAUAGCAGUGGGAUUUAUAUAUGUAUAUAUGCAGUUUAGAUGGUUUUUGAUGCAUUUUGAUUGUUAAAAUGGCAUUCAGUCUUAUUAACUGUCAGCAUUGAAGCACAGAUCACAAAUAUGAAUUAAAAGUACGUUAAAAAAUUAUUCCUCAGCACUUUUCCAUGCUCAAAUUAUGCUGCACAUUUAUAUGAAUCCCUAACACAACUGGAGUUUUAAGGAAGUUUAUUCUUGUGUUGAGUUUUGUGUUAAUUAUUUCCCUGCUGUUCUGUAUUUAUAUCUGUUGUUGUGUACUACUGAUGCUCAGUUCUGUUCCAGCCCUAAAUACUGGACGAGCCCAAUGAUGCAGCGAGUAAUGGUACCUACCUUUGUGGUCACCAUAACACAUGUUUUAACACAAUGUUUACAUCAAGCUAACACUAAACAAAUAUUUAUUUUUUUGCUUGUCUUUUAGUUUAUUAUUAUUAUUAUUAUUUUAGAAAUAAUUACUUUGUUGAAUAUUUUGUAUAGUGUGAACAACUCCUGGUACAAAGCAAUACGGUGUUGGCACAUGUAGGUUGUGAAACUGCACAAUUCUGACUGACUGUAGUUUGUGUGCUUUUGAAUGUACUUGGAUUAAUCACAAGUCUCACAUCAGCCCUGAAUGUUAUUCAUUUUGGUCUAAUUUCAUUAAUAAGAAUUCGUCAUUUCAAUAAAAAUCACAACAAAAUGA
Messenger RNA from Myxocyprinus asiaticus (Chinese sucker), 4538 nucleotides. Its product is annotated as integrin beta-8-like. The coding region runs from base 417 to 2768 and encodes 783 amino acids. Gene Ontology annotation, biological process: cell migration; cell adhesion mediated by integrin; integrin-mediated signaling pathway. Gene Ontology annotation, molecular function: integrin binding. Gene Ontology annotation, cellular component: integrin complex; focal adhesion; cell surface. The transcript has 15 exons. Lineage: Eukaryota; Metazoa; Chordata; Actinopteri; Cypriniformes; Catostomidae. The record is from RefSeq and is a predicted model, not a curated record.